CAAAUAACAACGUUUUAGUGUUUUUGUUACUUUGUACUUUUUGAUAAAUGCGUAAACACUAUCAAUUGCUAUAGUAAUACGUUAUCGAAAGAGUUACGUAAUCGCUGACAUCAUUAUGUAAAUAUGUACAAAAAUCAAACACUGAAACUUCUAAGACUUGUCUCCUAUCCAAAAUGCUCGAGAUAAAGACACUUAUUGUUUUUAUACUUCUAAGAUUUGUCUGCGGGGCACUAAAUACGACCUGUGAGGAACUUUGUCUCAGAGUGGUAUGCCCAGAAACAGAAUGUGAGGAUUCUGAGAAAAUAGACAACGGUUCGGUGUGCGGUUGUUGUCCCAUUUGUGUCUCUUACAAAGAAGAAGGACAAAGUUGUGAAUCGGAGGGAGUUUCUAAAAGUCUAUGUCGUCCGGGAUUAAUAUGUGUUAACGGAAAAUGUUCGAUCACAGGUAUUUCAGAUGAUUCGCAUUGUUGGAAUCUUACAAGAUUGAGAGAAAAUUUGAUAGCUGAUCAGACGUUGUCUUUUGAUGCAUGGGUACCAUCUUGUGAUAGGAAAUAUUAUAAAUCCAAACAAUGCAAGCAGCACAAGUUAUAUUUAUUUUCCCAUAUUGCAUUAAUUAAUGAACCGAANCCAAUUUGGAUUACUUGGUUUUACUUGGAUAUGAAGAACUUGGAUAUACUGUACAUAAAAUCAUGGUGUUUAAGAAGAAUUAUUUGUAUUUCAGAUGAUUCGCAUUGUUGGAAUCUUACAAGAUUGAGAGAAAAUUUGAUAGCUGAUCAGACGUUGUCUUUUGAUGCAUGGGUACCAUCUUGUGAUAGGAAAUAUUAUAAAUCCAAACAAUGCAAGCAGCACAAAUGUUUCUGUUUUGAAAAUAAUGGAAAACGCAUAUUUGGCCAAGCCAACAAAGAAAUGGAUAAAAAUAUGACUUGUGGUUGCUCUUUGACACUUUUUGAGCAAGAAAAAAAUUCUGGAACUGCUUGGAAUACAGAACCACAUGAACACUGUACAUUAAAUGGUAAUUAUGAAGAAUUGCAAUGUGUGGGAAAUGUGUGCUAUUGUUCCGAUCCUAUCUCGGGGAAGCAUAUAGGACAAGUAACAUUAAUUCAAAAUAUCACUUUACUUCCUUGUUAUGAUGUUGAAAAGCAUAGAAAGAAUUAUUUAACAAAAUGUGAAGAAAUAGUCCAACGAACACAGUUAAUUACUCACCAGUUUUCUUUAAAAGGAGUUGAAUUGAUCGGUCUGAAAGAUGUAGACUGUGAUUAUGAUGGAAGUUUUUCAAGAAAACAGUGUCUUACUGAUAAGUGUUUCUGUACAGAUAGAAAUGGUAAAAGUUUCAAAAGUUAUAGUUCUGAAAAAGCUAAUAUGAAGACAGAGAUGCUCUGUAACUGUGCCAGAGAUGAAUAUGAUACAGAAUUUAUGAGUACCCAUUAUCCGCGGCUUGAAUGCAAUGGCAAUACUGGAAAUUACAAUCAUCAUCAAACUGUUGGAAAAAAUCAAUUUUGUGUAGAUGAGGAUGGGGAGAUUCUAUAUUAUAUUGAAAAAGAAACCAAUGAUCUAGCUAAACAAUGUCUAGAGAAAUAUAAGAAAUCAGGAAUUGAUACUGAUGAUGAUGGCAAUGACAAUAUCAAUGACAAUGACAACGUCAACAACAAAAAUGAUUAUUAUGUUUAUUAUUACGAUUUUUAAUAUUUAUAGUAAUACUAUCAUCUUUUCUAACUUUAUUAUAUUAAUAUUUUCAGUUACAGUGAAUAAAUUAAAACAUUUUUUAGAGAUCAUAAUGCAAUAACAUUGAACAAUAUACAUAAUGAAGACAAUUACAAAAUUUGGUCUUUAAACACUAUGUAACUAAUACACAAAGAUAUUAAUCUGAUAUUAAUUUUCAUUUUUGAUUAUAUUAGCACAUUUUAAUUAUUAUCUUUUAAGAAAUUGCAACAAUACUGAUAUUAACACAAUAUAUAAAACUUUAUAUCUUUAUCAAUAAUUUUAAUCUAUUUUAAAGUAUACCUCAAUAGAAUUAUCUGUUAACUAUAUGUUUGAUAUGAAAAACAUUUGGCAGUGAAUGUUUGGAUUGUGUUAAAUGUUUAAGGACACAAACCACAUCCAAACAUUUAACAAUUAUAAAAUUAUGCCAAAAAUUUCAUUCAUAGUACUGACAUUGUAAUUUACCCAUGUAAACUUAUGAAAUCAACAUUUCCUUUUUUUAUGCAAUGCUCAUUUUGGUAAAACUGUGUUACAUUUAUUGUCAUAAGACAGCAUUAAAUAUUCAGUACUGUUUAGUUGUUAUAGGUAAUUUUUCUAUAGAAAAGGUAAAAUUAGCUUAGACUGCACAUUGCAAGUUUUUGUUUAGUUAUAUUAUCUAUCUGCUUUUAGAUACAAAAUAAUAUUUUAUAAACAUUAGAAAAAAUAUCUAAUUUAAUGUUAAUAAACUGAUCAUUUUUCAAGACACAUACAAUGAUAAAUUGUUGUAAUCAUCCUUUGCUGUAAUUAAUUUCAUAUAAAUAUAGUUUACUGAUUAAAAUUUUUCUCCAAAUAAAUCUGAAAUAUAUAUAAUUUUAAACCCCUCUUGUAAUCGAGUCAAAUAUGCAAAAUAUGAAUUCUAUAAAAAGCUAGACAAUGUAAAUACUGUCUAAGUCUUCUCUGAUGGUGAAAUUAUUUGUUAUUAUAUGUUAAAUGAGAAAAUUCUAAAUGGAAUAUUUAUUAUAAAAAUCAUUAACCUUUCUUCUCAAAUUUUAAUAGAAUAUCCCAAACAGUAGCCACCACCAAAUUAUAUAUGAAUAAAUUAUUAAAAAUGGCUUGUAACUAUGACUUAUUUUUGAUGUUUUUCAAAAUACUCAUGGAGACCAUAUGGUAUAAUAAUAU
Messenger RNA from Centruroides sculpturatus (bark scorpion), 2855 nucleotides. RefSeq lists its product as uncharacterized. The record is from RefSeq and is a predicted model, not a curated record. Gene Ontology annotation, cellular component: basement membrane. The transcript has 10 exons. Gene Ontology annotation, biological process: cell-matrix adhesion. Lineage: Eukaryota; Metazoa; Arthropoda; Arachnida; Scorpiones; Buthidae. The coding region runs from base 174 to 1682 and encodes 502 amino acids.